Kogia breviceps (pygmy sperm whale) is the source of this 4802-nucleotide messenger RNA. The record is from RefSeq and is a predicted model, not a curated record. NCBI's taxonomy places the organism in Eukaryota, Metazoa, Chordata, Mammalia, Artiodactyla, Physeteridae.
CACUGAAAAAGUACGGUGGUUGGAGGCGGUGAUGAUAAACACCCAGAAGAACAAAGAGAACAGGAGAGGACAAGAAAACAAGUGAGAGAAUGGAAAGAAAAUGAAUUCAUGUAAUUGCAAUAAAGGCAAGGAGAAAAAGGCAGAUGAAAAAAUUGUUUUAAAACAAAUAACAUUCCAGUGGAUGGGAAGAACUCUACAACUUCAGUUCAUUCUAGCAACCAAAUAUAAGGUGAGAAAACUGAGAUUCAGAGAAGGAAGGUAACUUCCCCAAGGAUCCACAGCUGGUAAGCAUAAAUCAACAAGUAUGCUGCAUAAGAAAAUGUUCACCUGGAGAGUGAGAUAUCAGUGUUGACUUCUAAUUUCUGGUGGUGGCACUCCUUGAGGUCUUCUCUCUUGGAUUUGAUGCACGUACACUCUGACCAUUUUGUUUGCGUGGAAAGUUGAAAGAAAGCAACACACUAGCUACACGCAUCCAGCGCUCCUUGGGGUAGAAGAGCAAAGUUCUAGGGCAGAGCCUGCCGUGCCAGAGCCGGCGAUGCGUUCGCUCUCCGGUACCUGCUCAGCUUCACGCCGCGUCUGAAGGUCUGCCCCUCGCGGAACAGUUGCGUCUCCAUCUGGCUGCCAACCCACCCAAGCCUUCUCUCCUCCACAACCACCACCUUCCCUCCUUCCCCCCUCCUUUCCGUCUUCCCUCUCCACCCCGCCCCCAAUCUCCUCCUCUUUUUCUCACUACAAGCGGUUGCUGAUGCUGAAGCUGAGCGUCACUUCGGCUCCCACGGCAGACAUGGCGACACUGACAGUGGUCCAGCCGCUCACUCUGGACAGAGAUGUUGCCAGAGCAAUUGAAUUACUGGAAAAACUGCAGGAAUCUGGAGAAGUACCAGUGCACAAGCUACAGUCCCUCAAAAAAGUGCUCCAGAGUGAGUUUUGUACUGCUAUUCGAGAGGUGUAUCAAUAUAUGCAUGAAACGAUAACUGUUAACGGCUGUCCCGAAUUCCGUGCCAGGGCCACAGCAAAGGCAACCGUUGCAGCUUUUGCAGCUAGUGAAGGCCACUCCCACCCUCGGGUAGUCGAGCUGCCAAAAACGGAUGAAGGCCUUGGUUUUAAUGUGAUGGGAGGCAAGGAGCAAAAUUCCCCCAUUUAUAUCUCUCGCAUCAUUCCUGGAGGGGUGGCUGAAAGACACGGAGGCCUCAAGCGAGGAGACCAGCUACUAUCAGUGAAUGGAGUGAGUGUGGAAGGAGAACACCAUGAGAAAGCUGUGGAACUACUUAAGGCUGCUAAGGACAGCGUCAAGCUGGUGGUCCGAUACACCCCGAAAGUCUUGGAAGAAAUGGAGGCUCGCUUUGAAAAGCUACGGACAGCCCGGCGUCGGCAGCAGCAACAAUUGCUAAUUCAACAACAGCAACAGCAGCGGCAGCAACAAACACAGCAAAACCACAUGUCAUAGAAUUAUUUAUUGUAUUCCACUGCCUUGGCUGAGAGACAAAGAAAGAAAGAGAAGACCGUCACUGAGGGACAUCUUGAGACUACCUGUGGCCAGAGUGAUGGAUGAGGCCCAUCCUUGGCCAAAGGGAAGCCAUUUAGCAGAAUCUGGGCAUCACGUCCCUCUGCACCAUGGUUCCUGAUGCUUGGUUUCCCUCUUUCGUUCCUGUUAACCUAGACGUCUCAACUUUACCUUUCAGAUAAUUGGCUGAAUAUGUUGUCCUCAUAUCAAUAAUCUAUGUAAAACCAGCAAGCUAUGAGAUGAACAGCACACAGCAAACAACACAACAAAGUGAUCUCUUCUUAGCACCGUAUCCUCAAAAUGUCAUCUCUCUAAGACAUAUGAGCUAAUCCACUUGUACUAUGUUUCUUAUCUUCCAUCAGUGAAUAUACCGGGUCACCAUUUAGCUGUGAUAAUACGUAGUUUCUGAAUGCUAUAACCUAAAGGAAGUUAAGUUGAUGGCAUCAAAACAUUUACUGUGGUGGUGUCAGGGUGUGAUCAGCUCACCUAUCAAAUGCAGAAACACCUGACACAAUUUCAAAACCACAAGUCUAGUCAGCUGAUCUUAAAAAUGACUGAUUACGUAAAAUUAAUCAAACCAGUGAUGUUAUGGAAUUUAAGCAGACAGCACAGCCAACGAAGUGUAUAGGUUAUUCCCCCAUAAACAUUAAUGGAGCAAACCGUGUGCCGCUUCGUUCCUUCCAGAUCCAAAGUUGCCUUAACUAAGUGGAGGCUGCAGAAACUGGCUCUUUAUACAAUUAAUGUUCCACAACCGGACGAGAAUUUCGAACUGAAAAGGGUGGAACAUUUUCUAUCUUCUUCCAGCCAUAACUAUCACUGAAAUCUAUUGCAUUCAUGAUAUACCGUGGAUAUACUGUGGAUCAGAACAACACACAAAGUUCCACACUCUCAUAGCCUGCCACAAAGGAAGUAGAAAGCUGUGAUUUACUCAGAGAAGUCCUAGGGAAACAAUUUCUCCUAAGGAAAUAUAUUUUUAAAAUCUUCCAUUAUAACUCAUCCAAAAAGAAGCUAUUAAGCAUUGAACACUUUAUCACUAUAAAAUAUUCUUUACCUAUAUUAUUUUACAUAAAUCUUUCAAGGCAGAUAAUAUCACCAUUUUCCAAACAAGGAAACUGAGGUUUAUAGAAAUGAAAUUAUUUUCUCAAGUGGUAGAGCCAAGAUUUGAAUCCAGGUCGAAAUCCUGCAUUUGUAUUGUAAUGGUUGUAAAAUUUGUGCCGGCAGAGCCACGUCUUUACUUAAUCUGGGCUGUGGUUGCCUCAUCUGUAAAGUGGAGCUAACACUGGCACCUAACAGGGUUUCUGAACCUCAGCACUAUUGACUGUGGGUUAGAUAACGCUUUGCUGGAGGGGCUGUCCUACGCGCUGUAGGAUAGGUAGCAGCAUCCCUGGCCUCUGCGCUCACUAGACGCCACUAGCUCAGCCCGCACAAUUGUGACAACCCAACCGAAAAUGGCUCCAGACAUUGCCUAAUGUCCCCUGGAGAGUAAAAUCACUGGUUGAGAACCACUGACCUACAUUAAAGGAUAGCUGUGAAGAGCCCAUCAGUGAAUACAUACAAAGAGCCUCAGAGUAUGUCUGGCCCAGAAUAUUUAACGUUAGAUAGGUUGGUGGUGAAGAAGGAGGAGGAGGGGGAAGAGAAGAAGUAGUAGCCGUAGUAAGGAGAGCAGGAGGGGGAGAGGGAGGAGGAGAAAAGGAAGAAGAAGAAAUAUACUUGCAUCUGACUAAAUUGUAUUGAUGUUUUAUUCAGGCCAGACUGGGUGGAUAUAAUUGAAAACCUCAGAGUUGAUCAGAAAGAAAAUAAAAUUUUAAGAGACAGGUAAGCUUCUAUCUUUUAGGAUUAUUUCAGGAAAAUUUCCAUAAUCCUUUUUUCUUUUUUUAUGAAGCAAAAAUGUUUUACAUAUAAGAUUACAUAUUAAACAGCCAAAUAAAUAUUUGCUUAGUGUAAUGUUCCACACAUCAGCCUAGACCAAAUACCCUAUUGAAGUCUAUAUCCAGAUUUAAAUAGAUGGAACAUCCAUCACUUAAGAGUAUUAUAAAUACUAUUUUUUCCUUAGGAUAAUUAACCUUGAAAUGAUUUUAUCCUUGAGAACAUUCGUCAUGGAUUAAUACAUUUACUAAUGAAUGUUACAGCUGUGAUUAGCAUGUUGAGAUUAUAAAUGAAAUUAAACUACAAAAUAUGUCUUACCUAAAGUCUUAACAGGAUCAGAGUAAUCAGAGUCAGUAAAUUGUCCCAUGACAUUUGUGGCUCUAAAUUUAAAUCUAUGAAAAAAAACACAAUUUACAUACCAUAUCACCUUUUUUUUUUCUAUGAAUAAUUUAACAAAUGGCUGUGAAAAAGACAUUUUUGUUAAAGAGAAAAUUAACUUACAAAGUGUAAACUUGGAAAUCAGUCACCAUCAGGACAAAUAAAUAAUAUCUUUACAUGAAAUUAUCUUGUACAUGGACCUCUUGAACGUCAUGAGUGACCAAAAAUUUGACCAGACUCAUGAAUAGUCAGCACGUUAAUCAAAUGAAGUAGAUCACCUCCUCCAUAGAUUUAUUUGGAUGAAACCACUGAAUGUCUGCACAAGCACACUUUAUAAAUAUAAAGCAUAAUAACUGUUACACCUCAGCCACCUUUGAAAAUGCCAAUAAGCCAGAUUUAGAAUAGUCAUAUAAAACUUAUCCUGUUCAAAUAUAAACAAAUGAAGAACAAUGGUUAAUUCCGAGUGUGCACAGCUGUAUUUUCACUUUCUGUGCUUUCAUGACAUAUGAAAUACAAAAUGGAUGCAGAAGAAAAUCAAUCUUAAAAAUCACUGGAUGAUUCUGUCACCACAGAGGCAACCAAAAUUUACCUUAUUUUAAAACUAUGGGACUUCCCUGGUGGCACAGUGGUUAAGAAUCCACCUGCCAAUGUAUGGGACACGGGUUCAAGCCCCAGUCCAGAAAGAUCCCACAGGCCUUGGACCAACUAAGCCCAUGCACCACAACUACUGAGCCUGUGCUCUAGAGCUCACGAGCCACAACUACUGAGGCUGCAUGCCACAACUACUGAAGUCCGUGCUCCUAGAGUCCAUGCUCCACAACAAGAGAAGCCACCAUGGUGAGAAGCCCGCGCACUGCAACGAAAAGUAGCCCCCGCUCGCCACAACUAGAGAAAGCCCGCAGGCAGCAACGAAGACCCAACGCAGCCAAAAAUAAAUACAUAAAUUUAUCUUAAAAAAGAAAUCCGUACUCUUUAAAAAAACAAAACUAUGAACCUACAAGAAUUUUAAAAUAUAAAACCAAUCUACAUGAAUAAAUUGCACUUCAUAAUUUAA